CUUUUGGACUUCCUGGAUCAGCAUCCUUUUUCAUUCACCACUUUGAUUCAGAGGUCAUUGGAAUUUGCUGUAAGCUAUGUUUUCACAGAGGCUGGUGAAGGAAUUGUAUUUGAGCGGUUUAUUGUACAGUGCAUGAAUCUCAUUAAGAUGAUUGUGAAAAAUUAUGCGUACAAGCCAUCCAAAAAUAUUGAAGAUAGCAGUCCUGAAACUCUAGAAGCACAUAAGAUAAAGACAGCGUUUUUCACCUAUCCAACACUAAUGGAAAUGUGUAGGAGAUUAGUCACUCACUAUUUUCUGCUGACAAAGGAGGAAUUAACCAUGUGGGAAGAAGACCCAGAAGGCUUCACUGUAGAAGAGACAGGAGGAGAUUCUUGGAAGUACAGUCUCAGACCAUGCACAGAAGUUCUUUUUAUUGAUAUUUUCCAUGAAUAUAAUCAGACUCUUACUCCUGUGCUUUUAGAAAUGGUUCACAGUCUACAAGGAUCUACCAACAUAGAAGAUACCAGUGCUAUAUUGAUUAAAGAUGCUGUGUAUAAUGCGGUUGGACUGGCUGCUUACGAACUAUUUGAUAGUGUGGAUUUUGAUCAGUGGUUUAAAAAUCAACUGUUAGCAGAACUACAGGUUUCUCAUAACAGAUACAAACCAAUACGCCGGCGAGUAAUUUGGCUGAUUGGACAGUGGAUUUCGGUAAAAUUCAAAUCAGACUUGAGACCUGUCUUAUAUGAGGCAAUUUGUAACUUGCUUCAAGAUCAGGACUUAGUGGUCCGUAUCGAGACAGCCACAACACUGAAGUUAACUGUAGAUGACUUCGAGUUCAGAACUGACCAGUUCUUACCGUAUCUGGAAUCCAUGUUUACACUGCUCUUCCAGCUACUUCAAGAAGUAACACAAUGUGACACCAAAAUGCAUGUUCUUCACGUUCUGUCUUGUGUGAUUGAAAGAGUCAAUAUGCAGAUACGACCAUACGUAGGAUGCUUGGUUCAGUAUUUACCACUCCUUUGGAAACAGAGUGAGGAGCACAAUAUGCUACGAUGUGCCAUUCUAACCACCCUAAUCCACCUUGUCCAGGGGCUGGGAGCAGACAGCAAAAAUCUCUAUCCAUUUCUACUUCCAGUUAUUCAGCUAAGUACAGAUGUUUCUCAGCCUCCACAUGUCUAUCUUCUGGAAGAUGGUUUAGAGUUAUGGUUAGUGACAUUGGAGAACAGUCCAUGUCUUACACCUGAGCUCCUGAGAAUUUUUCAGAACAUGUCUGCCCUUCUUGAGCUGAGUUCAGAAAACCUCAAAAAUUGCUUUAAGAUCAUCAAUGCUUAUAUUUUCUUAUCGUCAUCUGAAUUUUUACAGAUGUAUGCUGCUGACUUAUGCCGGUCAUUUUGUGAACUUUUGAAGGACAUAACUACUGAAGGUCAAGUUCAAGUUUUAAAGGUUGUGGAAAAUGUCUUAAAAGUAAACCCUGUUUUGGGUCCUCAGAUGUUUCAACCCCUUCUGCCAUCAAUAUUCAGGGGGAUUAUAGAUGGGGAGAGAUACCCAGUGGUGAUGUCUACUUAUCUGGGGAUCAUGGGUAGAGUUCUGCUACAAAAUGCAAGGUUUUUUUCAUUAUUUUUGAGCCAGAUGGCGAGUGAAUUGGGUCAGGAGUUGGACCAAAUUCUUGGUAACAUGAUUGAAAUGUGGGUUGAUCGGAUGGAUAACAUCACUCAGCCAGAAAGAAGGAAACUUUCUGCUUUGGCAUUGCUUUCACUUCUGCCAUCAUUGAAUGGGUAA
This is a messenger RNA of Leptosomus discolor (cuckoo roller), 1758 nucleotides long. The record is from RefSeq and is a predicted model, not a curated record. Lineage: Eukaryota; Metazoa; Chordata; Aves; Leptosomiformes; Leptosomidae.